Messenger RNA from Caenorhabditis briggsae, 1521 nucleotides. Gene Ontology annotation, biological process: N-glycan processing. The transcript has 3 exons. The record is from RefSeq and is a predicted model, not a curated record. Bases 1 to 1521 code for a protein of 506 amino acids. Lineage: Eukaryota; Metazoa; Nematoda; Chromadorea; Rhabditida; Rhabditidae. Gene Ontology annotation, cellular component: glucosidase II complex. Gene Ontology annotation, molecular function: protein binding; calcium ion binding.
AUGCUUCUCCAACUACUGGUUUUACUAGUACCUGCGGCGCUCGGUGAGGAUGUCACACAACGGCAGCUGAAGCCCGUCAAAGGAGUCCCCCAUUCUCGUCUCCAUCUCUACCAAUCCUCCACCACGGAUACCUUCCGAUGCUUAGACGGCUCCCAAACGAUUCUCUACUCCCAACUCAACGAUGAUUACUGUGAUUGUAAAGACGGAAGCGAUGAGCCAGGAACCUCUGCCUGCGGAAACGCCUUCUUCUACUGCUCCAACGUCGGCCACAAGGGAAAUUUCAUCCCAACCAAUCGAGUGAACGACAAACUCUGUGAUUGCUGCGAUGGCUCAGAUGAGUACGAUUCUGGAGUUGAGUGCCCGAACAUUUGCGACGAGUUGGGUCGUGCCGCCCGAAUCGAGCGAGAGAAGAUUGCCAGCGUGGCAAGAAAAGGGUUUCAGAAGCGACAGGAGUUGGCGAAAGAAGGACAAGCGUUGAGAGACUCGAAGCUGAAAGACGUGGAACCUUUGAGACAGGAGAGAGCCAAUAUAGAGCCAGAAAGAGCUAGACUAGAAACGGAGAAGAAGGCAGUGGAGGAGGUCGAGAAGAAGCUUCAGGAUGAGCAUAGAAAUCAAUGGGAGGCAGUGAGAAUUGAGAAGAAGAAGUUGAGAGCUACUGACUGGUUUGAUGAGUUGGAUUUGGAUAAGAGUGGAAAGAUUGAUAGGGAAGAGUUGAGACAGAAUUUGUUCCUGGAUAAUGAUCAUGAUGGAUUUGUCAGUGAGGAUGAGGUCAAGUCCUAUUUGACCAUUGACGAAGCUGACUUUGAACACUUCCAAUCUUCCAUGUACGAUCGCUUGAAGGAGGCUCGGCACCAGCAUCGUGAGGAAAUGAAGUACAAAGAAGAGCAGGAGAAAGAGAAGGCAAAGGCAUUGGAGAACGCUCCAGAUGACGAUGAUCUUCUUGCUGAAGAAGAUAGACACGAAGAAGAAGAAGAAGAUCCAGAAGACGUGAGAGCUCAAGAAGACGACAAGAUGCCAGCCUAUCCACCAGAGAUUAACGAGGCUAGUGAGAAGGCUAGAGAAGCGAGAAGACUGUUCGAUGAGGUUAACGAGAAGGUGCAGGAUCUGGAUGCCAAGAUUCGUGAAGCCGAAGACUUUACGAACUCAGACUACGGAGAGAAUUACGAAUGGGCGGCACUGAAGGACAAGUGUUUCGAUCGAAAUGUGCAACAAUACACCUACCAAUUCUGUCCAUUCGGUCAGAACACUCAAAAGGACGUGGGAGCUUACGGUGGAACUUCGCUGGGAAAUUUCAAGAAUUGGAGUGGUGGCGAGACGAACAAGUACUCGAAAAUGCACUUUGGAGAUGGACAACAGUGUUGGAAUGGGCCGAAGAGAAGUACAGAUAUUUCCAUCGAAUGCGGCGAAGAAAAUGAGCUGGUCGAAGUGACGGAACCUGCGAAAUGCGAGUACCUCUUCACCUUCCGCACACCUCUGGCAUGCACAGAUCCGGAUAAGGAGAUCGUUCAUGAUGAAUUUUAA